UGCAUCUGCAUAAGUGCCCUCUCCAGCUUAUCAACCAAGUGAAAGGAUUUUUAUUCUUUUAUUAUUAGCUAUUGAAGUUUGGUUGCAGAGUGCAUUUGGCUUGGAACACAACUCAUUCAUCUGAUUGUUUCAUUCAACCUUACACAUAUUUAGGCAAAGUGAUUUAGAUUUCUCCUUUGUCUGCCAUUAGUGUGGGAUGGAUGCUGGUGAUAGGACUUGUCAGGUAGGAGAGGUUAGGUAAGGAGCUGUCAGUAAUGUUUACUGAAUGCACACAGGCAUUCGCACAGAUGUUUUCCUCUCACUGAAGCAGUACUCAAGCCACUUUGAAACACACUGUGGCCUGAUACAGAUCUAGAAGCAACAUUUACCAAUGAUAGAAACUUGCCACAGGAUGUUGCCACUGAUGACAGCACUUGCCCAAAGAGUUUGUUGACUGCAUUCCUUCCCAAUCCCUGGGCAGACUCAGCUGCAGCAGCCCUCCCAUGGCUGAAUGCAUUAGGGCUGACUUUGGGAAGAGGUAACUGAAUCAAGAAUUGCUUUUAAGCUGCUUUUAAGCAGCUUCUGGUUUUAAUUGACAAUGAGGUCAAGCUUCUGUAAAUUAUCCUACUUUAAACACUUCUGGGGUUUGGGUUUUUUUUGUUUUGUGUAAAUAUUGUACUUAGCUUGUGAAAUUGAUUUGUGAAAAUCUUAAAUUUCAAUAAUUUUGUAGGUAGUACUGAUCAAAUUAACUGGAUGUAAGUGGCUAUUUGCCUCUGUUGUCCAAAUAUUCCGUUAAUCCCUAGAAUAUGCUCACCUGAGGUGUGUAGUUGAAUAUCUCACAGGCAGAGAAAUGGGGAAGGCUAAAAAGCAUGGAUGGAAGGAUCAGUCCUAAUUCUAAAAGUCCCCAUUAAACUUGUUUUGUGCAAAUAAAAGGGGUGCGGAAAACAAGAUUGGGUUCUUUUUAUGGUAUAAAGCCACAGAAGACAUAACAAAGCUACUUAAUACUCUCUCUUGAAUUGGCUGAAGUAGAUAUGUCAGGAUUACAGGCUGUACAAAUCUCUAGAUGUACUCUGUGGGCUGUUUGGUCAGGUGGUGGGAUUAUAAAUAGGUAGGCUUACUGAUGUCAGCAGCAGGGGAAAGGAACAACAGCGAGCUUGCCAUGCCCACACUCACACCCUCCCUUCUACCUCCAUAUGCUAUUGAGGGAAACCCACCUGAUAUUAAUGGAGGAGAACCACCUGUGCUGUCGUGGGGAAGAAAAUCUAAAGCACCACCUCCUCCAUCUGAAACAAAAUCCAUUGCUGUUUCUUCGUUUGAUAACACAGAGCCAAGCAACCUCAUCAUGGAACAGAAAGAGAAUGUAAUCGAUAAAGAUAUUGAAUUAUCAGUGGUCCUGCCAGGAGAUGUGAUCAAGUACACUACAGUUAACGGGAGGAAGCCCAUGAUGGACUUGCUGAUCUUUCUCUGUGCACAGUAUCAUUUAAAUCCAUCAAGUUAUACCAUAGAGUUGGUAUCAGCAGAAAAUAACCAGAUUAAAUUCAAGCCCAACACACCAGUGGGAAUGCUUGAAGUGGAAAAGGUCAUUGUAAAGGCAAAACAAAUGGAUAAGAAGAAACCUGUUCCAGUUAUACCAGAGCAAACAGUAAGGGUAGUAAUAAACUACAAGAAGACACAGAAAACAGUAGUAAGAGUUAGUCCACAUUCACCCCUUCAAGAACUCAUACCAACUAUCUGUAGCAAAUGUGAGUUUGAUCCUUCACACACUCUGCUGCUGAAGAGUUACCAGUCUCAAGACCCCCUUGAUAUGACAAAAUCUCUUAAUGAUCUUGGACUAAGAGAACUGUAUGCCAUGGAUGUCAGUCAAGCUGCAUCACCAGUUGAUUUAAAUUUACCAUCUUUUCAAGGCUCCUACCAAUCUGAAAACAUAGAUGUUCUGAAGGAGAAAGAAAACAAAGGAUUUUUCAGCUUUUUUCAAAGAAAUAAGAAGAAAAGAGAACAAGCUGCCAGUGCCCCAGCAACUCCAUUGAUGAGCAAGCCAAGGCCAACAUUUAUCACGAGGUCUAACACAGUCAGCAAGCAGUACGACUCCAGCACUCUGCCAGCUGAAAUGCCAAAGAAAAGGAGAGCUCCUCUGCCACCCAUGCCCACGUCUCAGAGCGCCCCCCAGGAGCUCACACGAGCCCAAGUUGGAGCUACAGCUGAUGUUGUGAAAUCCAACAGCUUUGAUAGCAAUGAGCAGGAACCUUUGGGGAGAGUAAGAAAAGGCUCCGUGCGGCUCUGCGACGCCGCUCCCGCCGGCUCCUCCGUGCGCAGGGUGAAGCGCAAGGCGCCCGCACCGCCCGCCAGAGCACCAGAAGAUCCCAGUGAAAGCAGAAAUGAGCCUGUAACAGAGUCAACAGAAUCAGCCUCCACUAAAGCAGAAGGAAGAGCCACUGAAACGAAGCCUGAAACAGAUGUAAGGAACUCAGAAUAUAACCUAGAAGAAAUUGAUGAAAGGGAAGAGUUAAGUGUGCCACAGAGAGAGGACAGUGGAAGUACCAAUACCUCUCCUGGGAUAGGAGAGGUUACUGCAGCCUUCAGCUCUGCUGAGGUACCACUGGAAGCUGACAAAAACGAUCCUGCUUCAUCAGCUCCUGUUCCUGGCACUGUUCCCAUAGACAACUCGCAAAGCUUCAAGGAAGAAAAACAAGAAAAUAUGAGCACAGAUGGCAAAGGACUACAGACUAAGAUAAGCAGUGAGGAUGCUGGAUUUCAAACAGACAAGCUUAAAAUUUUAGAUCAAAAUAAAAUUGAUGAUCAAAGUGAUACAAAACUCCUUCCAACAACAGAAGAAGGGAAAGAACUUCAGACAGCUGAAAUUAAAACAGUAGAUUUUAAAGAAAAUAACAAUCUUGAAGUUGACAGACUAUCAAACUGCCAGGCAUGUAAAAAUGACAUCUCUGUAAGUCAUAGGAAUUAUCCGCAACUGAUUUCAGAAAAGCAAGAUGACAAAACAAAUCAAACUGGCUUGGACACAGUGAAAACUCAGGAUGUUGGAAUCCAGACUUUGGAUAGCAAUUUGGGAAGGACUGCGCAGAAGGAAAUUACUGUUCCUCAGGGUGUUGAAUCAUCCACAUUUAAAGAACUGGUCCCUCCACACAACAAAGAUAAGAACAACUCCUCUGUUCAAGUGAUGCAUGGAAUGCAUCAAGAGAGUGAAGAUACUUCAAUAGAACCAAAUCUUGAGAUGCAAGAAGUUACCUGUAAAAAAGUAAUUCCAACAAAAGACCAGAGUCACAUCUGUAUAAAUGGCAGUGUUUUUGCUUCACCAGAAACAACUGCUGAAACUCCAGAUGACUCUCCUGUAAAAGGUCAGCCCUUUUAUAGACAGGACACCAAACCUAAACCCAAACCUGCUAAUGAAAUUACAAGGGAUUACAUACCAAAAAUUGGGAUGACUACUUAUAAGAUAGUGCCUCCAAAAUUCUUAGAAAUGAUGAAGAGCUGGGAAUCAGAAGUUCUGUCAGAUUAUAAGGAUCAAGAGGUAUCUACUUUGGAAGACCCCAAGGAAUUAAUAGUACAAACUGAAAUUCCUCGUCUGUCAAAAGGUGUGGGUCCUUUACAGGCUGGUUCACAAAAUGAAGCUGCAGCAGCAAACGGUCUGCUGCAGAGAGUGAACAGUGUUUCUGAACAUACUGUGACCUCUGGAGCUGAGACUACUACUGAGAGCAACCAGAUGGAAAGACAAUCUUUCCAGCAGCAUGUCCCACUGAUGCUGAACUUGGAUAAUACAAAUGCUUCUUCUGAGACUCAGGACAAGUCAAAUGCUUUAAGUCCCUUAAGUCCUACAACAAAGCCUAGUUCUUUUUAUCUGCAGAUGCAACGAAGAGCUUCAGGUCACUAUGUGACAUCUGCAGUUGCCAGAAGCACAGUUUGUGCUCCUAAUACAAUUCAAAAUGAAGUUAAGAAUACAGAGAUGGGUAAAAAAAUCUCAUCACCUGAUUUGACUUCUUUGGUUUCACAAAAAACAAGUAUUCCCUCUCCUCCUGCAGAUCAAGAAAAAGUUGAUGAUGGAAAAAACAUUGAAUCUUCCACUUCUCCUGUUAAAAGCAAUACACCUUUAAGUUUUUCCUCCUGCCCUCCAGCACCGUUGAAUCUAAAAACUCUCAGAACUUUUGCAGUUCCAAAGCCAUACUCUAGUUCAAGACCAUCCCCUUUCGCUCUUGCUGUCUCAUCUGCAGUCAAAAGGUCACAGUCAUUCAAUAAGACACGUACAAUCACUAGCCAGGCACCGAGAGAGGAAUUGCCAGUGGAACUCUCCUCUGUCCCCUUGGCAGCUGGAUUCUCCUCAGCUACCUCCAUGCCUGAAGUGAAAAGUCCUUCCCUACAGACCGUAACAGCGGGGUCACAAAAUAGUCUAAUGGAUAAGAAAGGCAGCCAUGUGCAUAGUGAGCAGAAGAGUCAGGCACAGUCAGGUGCUUCCCCUGACCACCCACGCCCUGUCACCAAGAGACAAACCGCGAUGACGCUCCCGCGCGCUGACCCCGAACAGAUCCACCAGAGCUUGCUGGCUGCAAUCCGCUCUGGGGAAGCUGCUGCCAAAUUGAAAAGGGUUGGUCCUCCAUCAAACACCAUAGCUGUCAAUGGAAGAGCCAGGCUUAAUCCUUUGUAUUCCACAGAAUCUAAGGCCAAUCCCUAGAUAUUAUACCAAGUAUUUUGCACUUUACUACUGCUUCAUAGGCCAACUUAAUACUAACUACAAAUUUUUGAAAGUGUAAAUGCAAGUGUAUGUUAAUAUAUUUUUGUCAACCGUUAUAACAAUUUCAAGCUGGGUCUUUUGAUGCCUUGAAAAGAUUAUUAGAAUAUGUAAAUUAUAGUAAUAUUUUUGCCUUUUUCUCUUUAUAAAGCUGACUAUGCUGCUAAAAAGUUUUAAGACGAGGUAUAGGUGAGCUUUGCUUAUGACAGAAUGAGAAUUGAAGAUUCUUGAUUUUAGCCUUCAAGACUGAACAAUAUGUAGCGCUAUGCUGAAAUUACAGAUGGGAAGCAACCUAAAAGUUGUAGAUCCAAUUAUUAAUUUUUGAUUAUGUAUUACUUUAACAGAUUGUAUGAACUUAAAUCUACCACAUGCUGCCUCCAUAUUACUUUAUUAAAUUAAAAUUGUAAUUAGUAGAAAUUUUAAUUCAAUGCAAUACUUUGUUUCUGUCUAAAAAAACAGAUGUUUUGUUCCUCUAGCAGACAGUUAUUUGGAUAUGUAUUUUGAUUUUUUUUAUCCUCCUGUAAUGUUUUUUCCUGGUAGCACACAUACACAAAAAAAUCAGGACAUAAAUUAUUGGAAACUUCUGUACUACUCAAAACCUUUUCUUAACAAUAGCACUACAUGAUGUUUCUCAACUACUUUUUAAAUAUCUGUAUAUAGUAUUUACCUAGCACUCAGAUAAGCAAUACUUUUUGUGAAUUAAUUAUAUCUUUAAGUAGUCAUCAGCAUGUAGUUACUUAC
Molecule: messenger RNA, 5455 nt
Organism: Sturnus vulgaris (Common starling)
Lineage: Eukaryota; Metazoa; Chordata; Aves; Passeriformes; Sturnidae
Source: RefSeq, a predicted model, not a curated record